Brugia pahangi is the source of this 2613-nucleotide messenger RNA. Lineage: Eukaryota; Metazoa; Nematoda; Chromadorea; Rhabditida; Onchocercidae. The record is from the annotation of a GenBank genome assembly.
AUGUCCACAUCGGCACCGUUACCACGUACAUCGCGUAAACAACCUUGCCGAUACCUUAAGGAACAACAGGUGCAACCACAACCUCGUUAUGAAUGCCUUCAGGAUCAAUGUGAACAGGAAAACGUCAAGUCAUCUCGUGCAAUGUUGCCUCCUACACGUGGAAGUAAUGUAAAGCCGGUGGUACCAUAUGCUACUUCGUUUCCAUGUUCCAGAUCUCAAGAGGAACCCUUUUCACACCAGAUAAAAGGACAGUGCGUGAAGCCACAAAGCGUACCAGAGGCAUCACUGAUGAGUUCCAUGGCUGAACUUGUUCAUGAUAUUAUUCCACAGUCAACGAAUCCACAAACUGUUCCAGAGCGAAUUGAAUGGGUCAAUAUUCAGAAGUGUUCAAAUGUAAAUGAUCGAAAACGUGUGGUUGAUGUGGUAGUUGUUGGUCUAGCCAGGGGAUAUCAAAUUUGGGCACGCAUGGAAAAUGGUAAUUGUAGAGAAAUAUUAUCGGAGCGACAAGGUCCACUUCGAACGGGUCUUUUAUUGUCUGUGGACUGUGAACCAAGUUUUGGCAUUCAUCAUGAUGGGUUCAAAGGUUUUCGUCCAUUAUUUGCACUAGUCGAUGAGAACACAUUGAUUCCAGACCGACAGUGCUGUACAGUAUCUUUUGUUUCACUUUUGAGUGCCCAGUUUGUGCAUAAAAUUAAUUUCGCAAGUCCUGUGCAGGCACUCGCAGCUUCUACCAAAGUAUUCGUUGUAUCCUUUGUUGAUCACAUUGUGAUCCUUGAUAUGAUGUCACUGCGAGAGCAACGUACUAUAUGUAAUACUCAAAUAUAUGAAGGUUCUGGUACUACUCCUUUCGCUAUUUCGGAUGUCUUCUUAGCUUUCGCUACUUCAGAACUACAACAAGAAUGCCAAAGUUGUGGUGGAAUGGGUGGUGAAGAUAUAUUUCAAGAUUCGUCUAGUUACAGCGUAGUAAGUGUAGCAAGGAACUUUACCAAAACAUUGACUUCGUUUGGUAAUUCAGUCGUUUCAACGCUUUCUGCAUCUCAGCAGCCUAAAGAAUUGCUAAGUUCAGUCGCUCAACCUGGAAUUAUAACUGUGGUGGAUGUAAAUAAGCUUCCAGUUGAUAGUAAUAUUAGUAAUAUUGAAUACGUAGAUGCAGUUAUAGCACAUUUCGUUGCUCAUACGGAACCAAUUGGUUUUAUAGCGUUUGGAAAUGGUGGACAACUACUGGUAACUGCAGGACAAUCUUCUACUUAUUUUCACGUAUUUCUCAUUCAUCCUCAUCCUGGUUCUUCAUUGCUUGGUGCUGUGCGUCAUCUCUACAGAUUAUAUCGUGGUACUACUCCUGCUAAGGUAGUUAGCUGCAGUUUUUCUAUUGAUAAUCGUUGGUUAGCAAUAGCCACAAAUCAUGGAACUACUCACAUUUUUGGUAUAUGUCCAUAUGGUGGUAAGGUGACCAUUCGCACUCAUGGUGGUGAAAUUGUUAAUAGGGAAUCGAGGUUCCAUCGCUCCGCUGGUUUACCAGAAAUGGGUUAUAUUAAUGUAAAAAAAGCAGCCGAAACACGAGGUCAUCAGUUUGGUGGUGCACAAGUUUGUAGAGAACAUCCCGAUGUUUCUCGAUGUAACAUUGCGCGUUCAGUAAGUAAUCCACGUAUCGGUCCUUAUCCAAAUCCGAUAGGUAUGGAAGCGCAUGUGAGAAUAAAGCAAAGAUUUUACUCAGCUGACAAUCUGAGUGCCUGGGCUUCGGAUAUGACACCUGCUUCACUUAGUUCUGGAAAGAAAUACUAUAAGGCGUCGACCAAACCGAGUGAUCAGCAUCGUUUAUCGAUUUCAUUCGCUUCGAAUUCUAUACCUAAUCAGAAAAACACUUCUCUUUUGGUAAUCAACAAUGAUGGUGUUUUGACGGAAUAUUUACUAUCGGUCACAUCUGCUCCGCACCAUGGAACGAGUGGAAUAUUUACUCCAUGUGUGCCACAGCGAUUGAAUCCUGAUGAAACACUGAUUCAGUGUACUCCAACUGCAGUAGCUCAAUGGACUUUACAAAGGAAUAAACUAUCAGCAGAUUUUCGUGCACCUAUUUGUGAGCAAAAUCCUUUGUGGAUGUGGUUCAUUCCUCAUGAUGUAUGUGAGGAGAAAAAUGAAGAAGAGGAAGUAAAUGCGAAGUGGAUAAGCCAGAUUGAGGUGCUGACAUAUUUAGAUCCUCAUCGACGCUUAUGGAUGGGACCGCAGUUUUCAUUUCGAACAUAUAUUCAAUCAUUGGAACAUGCUAGUGCUGAUUUGAUUACUCCCGGAUCAAAUGAAGAUAGAUUACGAAGCGGUAUAACUAAAUCGGUUCCUGUGAUAAUUGAAGCGACAGGAUCACUCGGUAGUUUUGAUGUUGGUGAACCGACUGAGGUCAUUGCGGGAAGUUGGUCGAGUGAUUUUGAUCCUAAAGGUAUUAAAAGACAAAAGGUACUGGAAAGGAAAAUUGAAGAAGCCAUGCAUGAAUUAACUGUUGAUGGGGAACGUAAUGGAUUUCAGAGUGGAGAUGGUGACACAUCAAGCGAUGAGUCACAGGGAAGCAUUGGUAGUUCAUCCCAUGAUAGCAUCAGCAGCCAAGUACCAAAUAUGGACAUAUGA